Molecule: messenger RNA, 4437 nt
Organism: Entelurus aequoreus (snake pipefish)
Lineage: Eukaryota; Metazoa; Chordata; Actinopteri; Syngnathiformes; Syngnathidae
Gene: npy7r
Product: neuropeptide Y receptor Y7
Exons: 2
Coding region: 215-1321 (368 amino acids)
Biological process (GO): G protein-coupled receptor signaling pathway
Cellular component (GO): membrane
Molecular function (GO): neuropeptide Y receptor activity
Source: RefSeq, a predicted model, not a curated record
UGUUCGGCACAUAUAUAACGCGGAACCUGCCCGAUCGGGACUGAUCCACGAAGAUGCGCACCAGGAUCUCGCAGCCUGGGAGGAGCUUGAAAUAUUCUCCCUUUACUUCACGCCGCCGUCGAGUGAAGACUCGCUUUGGAGAGGAGAUAUAAGAAGAAAGAAUCAAGCUGGGCCUGGCUUCCUCUCGGGUGUUUGCACACAGCCCGGAGUAGAAAUGAGUCCCCGGGAGUCGUCCAACAGCACGGGAUGGGAGCCCGACGAAACGGACGUGUGGAACCUGGCGAAUGGGAGCAUGGAUUCCAACCUGCACGGAUUCCACAUAGACGUCACCAAGCACAUCGGGGUGCAGAUCACCCUGAUCACGGCCUAUUCCGUCAUCAUCCUGCUGGGCCUGCUGGGGAACGCUCUGGUGGUCUACAUGAUCAUCCGCUACAGGAACAUGCGCACGGUCACCAACUUCUUCAUAGCCAACUUGGCGCUGGCCGACCUCCUGGUGGACACCCUGUGCCUGCCCUUCACGCUGGUCUACACCCUGCUGGACGAGUGGAAGUUCGGCGCCGUGCUGUGCCACAUGGUGCCCUUCGCCCAGGCCCUGAGCGUGCACGUGUCCAUCCUGACCAUGACCGUCAUCGCCCUGGAGCGCUACCGCUGCAUCGUUUUCCACCUGGGUCAGCGCCUCACCUGGCACUCCAGCUUUCUCAUCAUGGCGUUCACGUGGACUACCUCGGCGGUGCUGGCGGCGCCCCUGGCCAUCUUCCGAGAGUACCGGCAAGAAGAGAUCCCCUCCAUCAAUCUGCACAUCGUCGUGUGCUCCGAGAAGUGGCCGCACGGCACCAGCAGCGUCAUAUACAGCCUCUCCAUGCUGCUCCUGCAGUACAUUAGCCCUUUAGCCAUCAUCAGUUACGCUUACAUUUGCAUCUGGGUCAAGCUGAAGAACCACAUCAGCCCGUCUACACGCAACGAUAGCAUCGCCCGGCGUAAAAAGACCACCAAGAUGUUGGCGCUGGUGGUGGUGGUGUUUGCAAUCUGCUGGCUGCCCUUCCAUGUGUUCCAGCUGGCCAGCGAUCUGGACCUGGUGCUCAGGUUUAAGGAGUACAAACUGAUAUACACCGUCUUCCAUAUCGUGGCCAUGUGUUCCACUUGCACCAACCCGCUGCUGUACGGAUGGAUGAAUAAAAACUACAGAAAUGGCUUCCUAAUGGUCUUCCGCUGCCAGGAUAAGCCCGAUUCUUUCCGCCCCGAGGGCUCCUUCCGGACUCGCUCCACCAGGCGGCUAACGCUCAACGGCCGCAACGGCGGACACCCACCCACUGCGGUGUGAGACGCCUGCAUGAAGACAUUUGAAAGUGUUGCUUUUUUUUUUCCCCGGCACAAAGUAGGGAUGGACUAAAGUUCCUCGGAAAUGCUUGAUCAAUUAAUCCACAGGUGUCAAACUCAAGGCCGCAUCAUUUUAUAAGGCCCACAAAAUACUUUAUAUUUUUCACUACAUUUACCGUAUUUUUCGGACUAUAAAUCGCAGUUUUUUUCAUAGUUUGGCCGGGGGUGCGACUUAUACUCCGGAGCGACUUAUGUGUGAAAUUAUUAACACAUUACCGUAAAAUAUCAAAUAAUAUUAUUUAUCUCAUUCCCAUAAGAGACGAGGCGAAUGUCAGCAAUCGUCACACACACCUCAACCAAUAAACAUUCGGCGUGGGGCGUGUCAUGGCAGAAGUGCAUUGUGGGUCAUGGGAUGCUACCUGCUACUACGUCCGUAGCUAUAAAAAUGGAUCAUUUCAACAUUGGCGGUAACUUAUAAGAACUGAGAAGUGCUGAACACAAAUGGCACCGAAAAGGAAAUCAUAUACCGUAUUUUUUCGGACUAUAAGUCGCAGUUUUUUUCAUAGUUUGGCCGGGGGUGCGACUUAUACUCAGGAGCGACUUAUGUGUGAAACUAUUAACACAUUACCAUAAAAUAUCAAAUAAUAUUAUUUAGCUCAUUCACGUAAGAGUCAUACCAGGCACGUUCUCAGUUGGUUAUUCAUGCGUCAUAUAACGUACACUUAUUCAGCCUGUUGUUCACUAUUCUUUAUUUAAUUUAAAUUGCCUUUCAAAUGUCUAUUCUCGGUGUUGGGUUUUAUCAAAUAAAUGUCCCCAAAAAAUGCGACUUAUAUAUGUUUUUUUCCUUCUUUAUUAUGCAUUUUCGGGCCGUUGCGAUUUAUACUCCGUAGCGACUUAUACUCCGAAAAAUACGGUACUGCAGAUUACAAACUGGACGUAGUGAAAUAUGCAGCAGAAAACGGCAAAAGGAAGCGGCGCAUACCUUUGGAGUUGGCAGAGUUGGCAGAGUUGUUUAGACACCGAGGAAGAAGAUUUCAUGGGAUUUAGCGAUUAGGAGUGACAGAUUGUUUGGUAAACGUAUAGCAUGUUCUAUAUGUUAUAGUUAUUUGAAUGACUCUUGCCAUAAUAUGUUACGUUAACAUACCAGGCACGUUCUCAGUUGGUUAUUUAUGCGUCAUAUAACGUACACUUAUUCAGCCUGUUGUUCACUAUUCUUUAUUUAUUUUAAAUUGCCUUUCAAAUGUCUAUUCUUGGUGUUGGAUUUUAUCAAAUAAAUUUCCCCCAAAAAUGCGACUUAUACUCCAGUGCGACGUAUAUAUGUUUUUUUCCUUCUUUAUUAUGCAUUUUCGGCCGGUGCGACGUAUACUCCGGAGCGAUUUAUAAUCCGAAAAAUACGGUAUAUGUUAUUUCCAUUUUGACAGAAAAAAAUACAUGCACUGUUGUAUAUAUUUUAAACCGUAUAAUUAUCCAAUAAUGCAACAAAUAUUCCCAAAAUGAUUUUUGUAGAAAAAAACAACAUACUUACUAAAUAUCUGCUUGACUUAUGAUUUUUAAGCAAGUUAACCAUCAACUUACCCAUCAUUUGAAUGUAGAAAUAAGGUAAAAUUUUGGCGACUGAGCUGCCAAUUUGUUUUUUAACCUUUUAAGGCCCAAGCUGUUUGUUUACAUGCUUUUUUUUUUUAUUUAUCUUUGCUAUUUGGGCUUAUUGGACCCUAAUUAGAAUACAAACUGUGAAUCAUCUUUUGAUAUGAUGUACUUAGUCCAUAAGUAACAAACCUGUACUUCAUGUUUAGUGACAUGCUAAUUCUUAUUUUUACACUUUUUUUCCCCAAAUUCCAUUGUAUGUUAUACUCUUCUGACACCACCAGAUGGAAGUAUAAGUGUCCACAUAAGCACGUAAGACCCCAAUUCAGUAGUGUACACAAUCUUGGAAAUAAGAGCUAAAAGGUGCUGUCCACGCAUGUGGCCAACUAAGCCUUUAGAGUUAAGUGAACGUAAGGAAAAAAUUUAUAAUUUCUAAAUUCGUAGGCAAUUGGGUAAUAAUGGUUGAAUCCUUAUACAUUUAUGUUUUUAUAUAUCCACUGUUAUAAACGGCCCUUAAUAAGAAUAGGUUUGACACCCCUGAAUUAAUCUGUCAAAUUACCAGUUAAAUGUUUUUAAUGCGAUGGAGCUCUCGCUCUCUGAAUGUUCUGAACUCCUGUUUCCAUGCUAGUGUACUAUUGAGCAGAAUAACAUAAAGUGUGGACCCAGAACCACUCUCCAUAUUGUUCUUUUACUCGCGGCCUUGUAGUGCUUUCUAUUGUUCUAGUAACGUAUUCAAGGAAUUGAUAAUUAUGCCCAUCCCUCGCACAAAGGUACCUUUUGUCCAUUAUGACUUGGCCUCGAGGUAAUGUCAUGCUUUUGUUUGUGACUGUUGAUAAUAGUGAAUCUAAUGUAUUCAAAUGAUGCCUACCAGUGCUCAUUAUAAGCUACCUGUAUAAUGUGUUUCCUGUUCAUGUAAAUCAUGUCCAAUCUAGUAAUGAACUCAAGCGCAUUAAUGUUUAGCCCUCCCUUUAUGAAGAAGAGGGUGACUCUUGUGGGACAAGUAGAAUUUUUUUUUUUAACACUCGUUUCAUUAUUUGCGGACAUGCCGCUUUGAAUUCACGUGCCAACACAAGUGACGUUUUAAUCUCCUUCCAAGGUCCCCGCUGACAGCCCGCAGCUGCUUUCUCCGUCCAAACAGGACGUUAAUUAUGUUGACCUAAAAAAGUGCUCCACGCCAAAUGCAAGGUUCAAUGUAAAGGAAGUGAGGCUGUCAAGGAAUCCUGUUGACCUUUGCACGUUGUGUUUGAUCAACAAAAUGUACAAAAAAAGAAAAGAAAAACAUCAAAUCGAGAAAUGUCAAAAAGAAACCCUUGAAUGGGCACUGUUGCAGAUGCAUGGAGUGUUGGAAGUGUGGGUAAAUACAGCAAUCACAACAUAUUACGGUGUUGUUGCCUACAGCCUGCUUACACACACACACACAACAUCAUCCAUCAAUGAGAGGACCGUUUAUUCAACCGACCAUUUCAUCUAUAAACGUUUGGACUGUUUUCCGAACAACGCAGCAGUGGACUUAGCAGCAAAUAAAGCAUUUAACAA